AAAUGGGAAAUUGUCUGAGACACGAAAUGCAUUGGGCUGGUGAAGAUUGGGAUGAUUUCAUCACAGAAGAUGAAGAACAUCAUCAUCAUCAGAGCUCUAAGACCUCCAUUGAGGCUAGUAGCACUGUAUUUGUUGCACGAGACAGUAAAUCAUCUGACUCAUCUCAUCAUGAGAUCAAGAUCAGACUGACGAAAAAGCAAUUCCAUGAUUUACUUAGUAACGUCAACGUACAUGACUUGACCGGUUCUGAUCUUGAUCGUAAAACUGAAGAAGGCAACCAGCACCGGUUAUGGAGACCGGUUCUAAAGAGCAUACGGGAGGUUAAUUAAUACCGGUUUCUUGAUGUAUAAGAGUAUG
Messenger RNA from Brassica oleracea var. oleracea, 357 nucleotides. RefSeq lists its product as uncharacterized. The record is from RefSeq and is a predicted model, not a curated record. The transcript has a single exon. Bases 3 to 329 code for a protein of 108 amino acids. NCBI's taxonomy places the organism in Eukaryota, Viridiplantae, Streptophyta, Magnoliopsida, Brassicales, Brassicaceae.